Molecule: messenger RNA, 639 nt
Organism: Hemisphaericaspora subhashii
Lineage: Eukaryota; Fungi; Ascomycota; Pichiomycetes; Serinales; Debaryomycetaceae
Product: type 1 protein phosphatase-activating protein
Exons: 1
Coding region: 1-639 (212 amino acids)
Cellular component (GO): nucleus
Molecular function (GO): protein phosphatase 1 binding; protein serine/threonine phosphatase inhibitor activity
Source: RefSeq, a predicted model, not a curated record
AUGGAGAGACCAGUUCAAGAGAAUAGUUCAAGUGCGACAAUAACAGAAACAGUACAACCAAUACUUAGACUACGUGUUUCUAAUAACAAUAUAGCCAGACAAAGAUCAGAAGUAUCUUGGGAUGAAGAGGUUGUGGAUAAUGAAAAUAUGAAUAGAAAGAAAACCAAAAUAUGUUGUAUAUUCCAUCCCCAGAGAGAAUUUGGUGAGAGUAGCAGUAGUAGUAGUGAUAGUAGUAGUGAUUCAUCGAGUGAUCCUUCGGAUUAUUCUGAUUUUGAAGGUGGUGAUUUCAAUCCUCAAUUCAAUAAUAAUAAUGAUAAUAAGGAUCGCAAUGCUGAUGAUGUUGAUAGAAAUAAGGAUGAAAAAGAACUAACACCGGAUUCACAGGAAAAUGAGGAAUGCUGUGAUCAUCAUCAUCACCAUCAUCAUCAUUCAAAGAAAAUUAAGAAGAAGAUAAAGAAUAGAUCAAAACCAAAUGCAUACGAGGUACAACCUCAAUAUAAAAAUAGAUCAGUGGUUCCCGAAGAUCUCAAGCAGCCAGACCAGCAGCCCGACCAACAACCCGUGGAACAAUCACAGUCGUCGCAUCAUCAGAAACUAGUACAUCCACUACAGCAAGUUCAAUACAAUUCUAAUUGUUGA